Messenger RNA from Monoraphidium neglectum, 1560 nucleotides. RefSeq lists its product as hypothetical. The record is from RefSeq and is a predicted model, not a curated record. Lineage: Eukaryota; Viridiplantae; Chlorophyta; Chlorophyceae; Sphaeropleales; Selenastraceae. Bases 1 to 1560 code for a protein of 519 amino acids. The transcript has 5 exons.
AUGUGCCAUGCGCAGGACCCGCUGCGGCUGCUGCGCCUGCUGUGCCCUUCCCCGCACGUGCUGCUGCUGCCAUACCUCGCCCUUGGCGGCCACGACCAGCUGCUGCAGGAAGCUGCCGAGCAGCUGUGGCGGGCGGACGGUCAGAUCGGCAGCGGCUGCGGCAAUGGUGGCAGCUGCAGCGGUGGCAACGUGUGUGAUGGCUGGGAGCCGUAUGCGGCGCAGUCCAGCCCUCAGUUGGGCAGGGCGGAUGUGAUCCGCCUCGCCGCGCAAGCCGCGCUGCGCUCCAGCCGCGGCGACGCCGCCGCCAAACUGCUGCUGCUGCGCGCGGCGCCGCGCGGCGACCCCUGCACGGCCGACGCCCGCGGCCCCGGCGCGGAGUCUGCGGCAGCCGACGGCGCCGCGGCGGCGGCGGCGCUGGCGGGGAUGGACGAGCUCGCGGCGCACUGCGGCUGCGACGGCUCGGUGGUAUCUGCCUUGCACAGGCUGGUCCGCGACGGCCUCGCGCCCCAGGACGCCGCCGCCGUGGACCCGCCCGCUUUCGGCGCCUUCUUGCUGCCAGCGGCCGCCAUGGGCGGCAACAUCAGCGCGGUCGAGGCAGCUGCCGGGCAGCUGCUCGACGAGCUGGCGGCGACGCGGCAGCUGCCGGCGGCGCUGUGCCUGGCGGGGCGGGGCGGGCACGUGGGGGCGGUGGAGGCGCUACUGAGGGACCCAAGGAUUAGCAGCCGGCCCCUGGAGAUUGCCGCCCUCGACGGCGCCUCCCGCGGCUGGCCUGCCGCGACGCUGCGCCCCGUCGCCGCGGCGGUGGCGUCGCGGUACAGGGAGGAUGCAACCCGAAUGCUUGCUGGCCCGAUGGAGCGCGCAGUGGCGUAUGGCCACAGCGAGGCCGGUGACAUCAUAUGGGAGGCGCUGGUGCAGGGGCCGCCGGAGCCUGAGAGGUACGCGGACUUGAUCGUUCGGCUGGCGGCGGCGGGCGACUACGCGCGGGCUGUCUGGAUCGCGGACUACGCGCCACCCGUCAUGGUCAAGGUCGGCACCGCCCCCGCGGCGGCCGCCGCGGAGCGCGGCCACGAGCGCCUUGCGACCCUCAUGGCCGAGCGCGCGGCUCGCGCGCUGCCCGGCGGCCGCGCCGCGGCCGCGCGCGGCCGCCUCGCGGCCGCCGCGGGCGACGCGGCGGCGGCGGAGCGGCUUCUGUCCGAGAUCACCCUCGCCCCAGGGGAGCUGCGACGCGACCUCCUCUGCCACGCCGCGUCCAAGGGUGAUCUGGCAAUGCUGCUGCUGCUGCUCGACCGCCUCGGCCCUUGGAUGGGCGAGGAGGUGGACGCCGUCGCGUCUCUGGUCAAGAACGGCCACGGCCGGCUCAUGCCCGCCCUCCACGCGGCCACGGCGCCGCCGACGACGGCGCGGCUGCUGCGGGCGUGCUGCAAGCUGUGCGGCCCAUGGCUGGUGCCGGAGGCCGGGCUCAUGCUGUGGGCGCUGCGCACCACGACGAACCCAUCCGCGCUGGAUUUGAUGGUGGGCGCCGCCACCCUGUCGCUUAAGGCUGUUUUCUGCGUGUCUUGA